This is a messenger RNA of Camelus dromedarius (Arabian camel), 1109 nucleotides long. It is a transcript of the gene VPS25, whose product is annotated as vacuolar protein sorting 25 homolog. Gene Ontology annotation, biological process: protein transport to vacuole involved in ubiquitin-dependent protein catabolic process via the multivesicular body sorting pathway. Gene Ontology annotation, cellular component: ESCRT II complex. The record is from RefSeq and is a predicted model, not a curated record. NCBI's taxonomy places the organism in Eukaryota, Metazoa, Chordata, Mammalia, Artiodactyla, Camelidae. The coding region runs from base 62 to 592 and encodes 176 amino acids. Gene Ontology annotation, molecular function: structural molecule activity; protein homodimerization activity. The transcript is spliced from 6 exons.
GUGCCCGAGCGGAGACCGGAAGUCCUUUGCCGGCGGGUUCCGGGUUUCCUGGGUUACUACGAUGGCGAUGAGUUUCGAGUGGCCGUGGCAGUAUCGCUUCCCGCCCUUCUUUACGUUGCAGCCGAACGUGGACACUCGGCAGAAGCAGCUGGCCGCCUGGUGCUCGCUGGUCCUGUCCUUCUGCCGCCUGCACAAACAGUCCAGCAUGACGGUGAUGGAAGCUCAAGAGAGUCCUCUCUUCAACAACGUGAAGCUACAACGGAAGCUCCCUGUGGAAUCAAUCCAGGUUGUAUUAGAGGAACUGAGGAAGAAAGGGAACCUCGAGUGGUUGGAUAAGAACAAGUCUAGCUUCCUGAUCAUGUGGAGGAGGCCAGAAGAAUGGGGGAAACUCAUCUAUCAGUGGGUUUCCAGGAGUGGACAGAACAAUUCGGUGUUUACCCUGUAUGAACUGACCAAUGGGGAAGACACAGAGGAAGAGGAGUUCCAUGGCCUGGAUGAGGCAACCCUACUGCGGGCUCUGCAGGCCCUACAGCAGGAGCACAAGGCCGAGAUCAUCACCGUCAGCGAUGGCCGUGGUGUCAAGUUCUUCUAGCAGAGACCUGUCUCCCUUUACAUCUCACCUCCCACCCUUCCAGGGCUUUCAAAAGGAGACAGAUGAAUUGUCCCCACAGACUGGAUCUGUGACUCCACCAGACUCAAAAGGGCUCCAGUCCAGGGAUGGGUUUCCCACUUACCCCAUGUGUCUGGCCUGGGAUGGGGUGAGGCUGAGGUGCCAGGGAGAAAAGAUGUGCUUCUCCUUGCCCCACCUCCUCUCCUGUCCUAGAUUGUCCCUGAGUCAGGGUCUGCAAAUCUUAACACUUCACAUGUGUUCACACAUGUAAGUACAUAGACACAUGCACCUGCACAAGCUUCUGUCUCUUCUGCCUCCCACCCCCUUAGCUGCUGUUGCCUCCCUUCUCAGGCUGGUGCUGGAUCCUUCCUAGGGGAUGAGUGAAGCCCUGGCUGCAGGCAGCCCUCCAGGCAAUAUAAAGAUAGGAGGCCCAGGAAGGAGCCUUGCAGUGAGAGGCGGGGCCAGACACUGAUUUAUGAUAUUAAAAAGCUCAACCCCA